Molecule: messenger RNA, 606 nt
Organism: Microthlaspi erraticum
Lineage: Eukaryota; Viridiplantae; Streptophyta; Magnoliopsida; Brassicales; Brassicaceae
Source: the annotation of a GenBank genome assembly
AUGUCAACAAAGUGCACUUACCUUUUCGGUCAAAGGUCUAUAAGUAACUCCAGAGUUAAGCGUGCUUGGGCUGGAGUAGUUGAAGGAUGGGUGACCUUUCGGGAAGUGGUUUCCGAAACCGUGGGUGAGGCCCACGGGCCGAGAUGGGCCUGCGGGCCCGGAGAGAGGGCGUGGGUGACUCACCGGGAGGGGCAGUCGGGGCGUUAUAAUUUUAAUCCAGAUGCACCACCUACUGCAUCUCCUUGUGGGCAGUCACAGUUAGUCACUCCAGCAGCUCCUGUCAAGAGUUCAAAACCAUUAAGUCAAACUCCGCCAGCUUCCUCACACCACGGUUCUCCACGAGUUGUUGGCAAGGAAUAUCAGAAGUGCAAGCUGCUCGACAUAACGGGUCAGAAGAGGAUUGUUGCCGAGGGACGAUGGUCUUCAAAUAACCCAGACCAAUUGGUGCAUUUUGUUCCCUUAGGCUUUGAGGCUGUGCGUGUAUGGGUCGAUACAGUGAAGGUGGACGAUGCAGCUGUUUGGAAGCCUAAUUCAGCAAUUCAGUCCAUGGAAGAUGCUAUUGGGACCGCAAUAGCGUGGCCUGAAGACAAAGUGGUCCUCCUUUGA